Molecule: messenger RNA, 1086 nt
Organism: Penicillium maclennaniae
Lineage: Eukaryota; Fungi; Ascomycota; Eurotiomycetes; Eurotiales; Aspergillaceae
Exons: 1
Coding region: 1-1086 (361 amino acids)
Source: RefSeq, a predicted model, not a curated record
AUGAAGCAGUCUAUGAUCACUUCCCUCGUUGCCCUCGCGGCUUCUGCCUCGAGCGUCCAGGCCACUGAGAGCCUGAUCAGUGUCCCCGUGGGCCUCUGCACUGCCAUUCUUGGAGAGGUGGAGUGCAAGCAGACCAGCACCACCAACGGCUUGAUCAAUGUUCCCGUCAACGCCUGCCUCGCUGUCCUCGGCCAGGCCAAGUGUGACCAGGCUUCGACUUCCUCCAGCGACAGCGGCUCCUUGAUCAAUGUUCCCGUCAAUAUUUGCCUGGCUGUCCUCGGCGAGGCCCACUGCCAGCAGAAGUCUUCCACUUCCGGUGGCUUGGUCAACAUCCCCGUCAACCUGUGCCUGGCUGUUCUGGGUGAGGCUGAUUGCAAGGAUGCUGGAUCCGGUAUCCCUGCUGCUGCCACUACUCCUUGUGACACUGAGACUUCCGCCAUUGUGGUUUCCACGGUCAUCUCCAACCCCCCUCCUGCCAUGGCCACCACUACUCCUUGUGAAACCGAGACUUCCGCCAUCGUUGAAUCGACCGUCAUCCCGGGUGCCACUCAGCCUGCCGGUACCAUGCCCGCUGGUCCCAUGCCUACUAUGCCCGCUGGUACUAUGCCUGCUGCUUCCAUGCCCGCCGCCUCCAUGCCUACUAUGCCCGCUGGUACUAUGCCCGCUGCUUCCAUGCCCGCCGCCUCCAUGCCUACUAUGCCCGCUGCUUCCAUGACCGGCCCCUCUGGCCCUGGCAUGACCGGUCCUGCGGCCCCCAGCAUGUCCGGUUCAUCUGGUGCUCCCGGUGUCUCCGCUGAACAGUCUUCCGUCUCCAAGCCUGUUGUUCCCGUUGCCGGUACCUCCAUCUACUCUGCUCCCUCCGGUGCCUCCAUGACCUCCAUGCGCCGCAUGCCCACUGCUCCCGCUGGUGCCUCCGCUGGCUCUGGCUCUGGCUCUGGCUCUGGCUCUGGCUCCAGCCCCGCUGCCUCCAGCAUCAGCAUGGUCAAGCCGUCCUCCCUCCCGGUCUUCAACGCUGCCGGUCGCACCACCUUCUCCGGUGUUGCCGUGGUCUUCGGCGCCAUCUUCGCUGCUGCCAUGCAAUUCUAA